AGGAGAUGACCAGAGAAUGCAGACACAGUACAGAAGAUGACCAGAGACUGCGGACAUAGUACAGGAGAUGACCAGAGACUGUGGACAGUACAGGAGAUGACCAGAGACUGCGGACACAGUACAGGAGAUGACCAGAGACUGCGGACACAGUACAGGGAUGACCACAGACUGCAGACACAGUACAGGAGAUGACCAGAGACUGCGGACACAGUACAGGGGAUGACCAGAGACUGCGGACAGUACAGAAGAUGACCAGAGACUGCGGACAUAGUACAGGAGAUGACCAGAGACUGUGGACAGUACAGGAGAUGACCAGAGACUGCGGACACAGUACAGGAGAUGACCAGAGACUGUGGACACAGUACAGGAGAUGACCAGAGACUGCGGACACAGUACAGGAGAUGACCAGAGACUGCGGCCACAGUACAGGAGAUGACCAGAGACUGCGGACACAAUACAGG
Messenger RNA from Staurois parvus, 461 nucleotides. Lineage: Eukaryota; Metazoa; Chordata; Amphibia; Anura; Ranidae. The record is from the annotation of a GenBank genome assembly.